CGAUUCAUGUUUCUUAUUUUAUGAGCCUCCAAUCUCGAGAAUUUUGGGACGUUUACGUGAGAAAGUAUGGCUCCAAGGCCGCCCAUGCGGGCCCCAAGAUAAUUGGUAUAUGCCAACCAAAAUCAAAUCCUGAUGGGCCAAGGACAAAUAUCCGUCUCAUACACACGAUUCCCGCUUCUGAUAGAAAGAAUCCUGGGCGCUUUUCACGAACAAAAACCAAAAUCGCUCAUUCGUUUGAUGUCGAAAAACGAAGAAUGAUUGCAAUAAUUUCAGAAGCAGCAAAGGGUGUCAAGCCAGAAGUGAUGGAACCAGUUCUAGCUAGUGGAGAAUAUGGUGGUCAAACAUUCAUAAGUCCUGGCACUAGAGCUGAUCCCGUACAAAUGGAUUGUCCCAGAUUCGAUGAGAUCAGAUGGUAUCUGGAAACAAACAAAUUUGCACUUGCUAUACAUACCAUGGAUUUCAACAUGCCUGCACAUCUGUUCAAAAGCUAUAUCGAUCGUCAUGGAGGGAUUAACCUCACAAAUGUAAAAUAGAAAACCUUUCUUCUCGUGGCAAACACAAGAAAUGAACUGUUCUAGUAUGGUGUUCAACUUUUCUCAUUCUUCAAUUCUCACAGGUUUGCUAAUUGACAACAGUUACAGUUAUCCCGGUUAUGGGAUAAUGCUAAUCAAUCCUACCGGCUGGAUGCGGAUACCUGCGCCACAGGCGACAACUUUGCGAAAACACCCCCGACCAGAAGAGCAAUUGACAGCAAUUUUUGAUAUUAUCUGCAGAAUCUAUUUAAAUAAUGUAGAUCUUCAAAGGAAAACUAAAGAUAUGGACACCGCAUAUUUCAAAUUUUGUGUGAAUAAUAUAUGGGAAACGGAAAGAGGCCGAGGAACUAAUCCAAGUGUCCUGGAUUAUCCUGCAAUUCCGCAGGGUUUCUCCUGGGACCCGGCGGGAGAUGAGCUACUCGAUGCGUGUAUUUAUUAUUCGGAUCACUUUGUGGAUGCCCCUAUCGGUCAGGGAAUCGCUAGAAGGGCAAAUGUUCAUGCACCCAGUGCUCAGGCACGAAAAAGACAAAAGAAUGCGCAUGAACUUAUGACGGAGGGAGAUCCUAUAAGACUAGGAUUUAAGGAACUAGUUGGGGAACCUCUACCACGGAGACCGGAUGUUGAGGAUAAGCUCCUGCCGCCGCCACUCCCGCGUUCCAUAGAACGUCCUAUCGAGGGUGGGUUCGGAGCCACCAGGUCAAAAACUUAUUCUGGAACGAGAGGAGGAGUGGGAGGUCAGCCAAACCGCAUUUAUAAAGCAUAUAGACUCCCAGAUGCAAAUGAUAGUCAGUCUGCUUCACCCGAUUAGAAUGCUAGUCAUCUUGGUCAGACUAAACCAUCUUUUAAAGAGCAACUUGGGAACUUGGGGUGGGGAGAACCAUCUAGAAAGGGCAUGAAGCGGACAGGGACAACCGAAACUUAUCAUCCGGCUGCUCAGCCUACGCAGACAUAUAAGCCGUAUCGGCCACCUGGUUGAGGUUAGGUUGGUUUUUUUGGUUGUACUGGGCUACUUCUAGUCUAGGUCAUCUGUUGUAUUGCACUUGUAGAUAAAGACGUCAUAGGAAGGUUCUAUUUUGUAAGCCUAGAAGAGCGGUUUGUAUGUUUUGUCCAAGCUUGAGGUUAUUUGUAUUUUCAGUUGAACUUUGGGAGAUAUAUUACAUAUCAGGGUAUAUUAUCAGUUGUAAUUGCUGUUCGGCACAUGUGCGGAUCCAGUAGUAUUGGUAAUAUAUACAGUGAAUACAAACCAGGCUAUGCACCUACCUUCU
Messenger RNA from Sclerotinia trifoliorum, 1798 nucleotides. The record is from the annotation of a GenBank genome assembly. Lineage: Eukaryota; Fungi; Ascomycota; Leotiomycetes; Helotiales; Sclerotiniaceae.